Molecule: messenger RNA, 2105 nt
Organism: Hevea brasiliensis (rubber tree)
Lineage: Eukaryota; Viridiplantae; Streptophyta; Magnoliopsida; Malpighiales; Euphorbiaceae
Product: cytochrome P450 CYP72A616
Exons: 5
Coding region: 425-1948 (507 amino acids)
Molecular function (GO): oxidoreductase activity, acting on paired donors, with incorporation or reduction of molecular oxygen; heme binding; monooxygenase activity
Source: RefSeq, a predicted model, not a curated record
UGUUUGCCCCUUUGGCUAUAAAGUGCGAAUUGACGAAUUUUUGUUCGAAUUUCGAAGAGAAAUUACUUCACUCUGUUUUUUCCUUCCUUCAAGAUUGCAUAUUUAAUUAAUUAUUUCCCAUUUUUUCCCUUGUAUAUAAUGAGCAUAAUCUAGAUUGGUGAUCUUCUAUCUAUAUCUUAUAAAUAACACGAUAUUUUUCUUUGAAAAAUUUUUAAUAUAUUAAAAAAAAUUAAUUAAUUAACAUAAAUGACGGCAAAAAGGAGCAAAUUUUCUUUACACCAUGAUCGUGGGGUUUACGAUAGCGACCAAUAUCAACUUUGACUCCCACACCGCAUACAAAGCCAAAAAGCUGGUAUACAUGAACUAAAGCAAACCAAAUAAACGAAUACAUUACAGAGAAAUUAAUCAAGGUGGUGGUGAAAUUAUGGCAUUGUUGGCUUUGAGUUUGCUACUUUGUGUUCCUAUCCUAGUUUGGUGUCUAAAACUAUUGCAGGCAAUAUGGUGGAAACCGAGAAUGAUAGAGAAGAAGCUGAAAAGGCAAGGUAUCCAUGUUCUACCAUACAAACUGCUUGUUGGGAACAUUAAAGAGAUGAACAAGUUAGCCUCUGAGGCUAGGUCUAAGCCCAUGGAACUAUCCCAUGAUAUUGCCACUCUCCUUAAUCCUAUGCUUCAAAAGCUCGCCAUGACAUAUAAGAAGCCAAUUGCUAUUUGGCAUGGAACGGUUCCUUGUGUGGUGAUUAUGAAUCCAAAAUUAAUAAAAGAUAUAAUGACAAGAAAAUUUGAAUUUCAAAAGCCAGAAGUAAGUCCAACCAUGAAGUUUUUCUUAAAAGGCCUUUCAAAUAUUGAUGGAGACAAAUGGGCAAUGCAUAGGAAAAUAAUCAAUCCUGCCUUCCACAUGGAAAAGUUGAAGGGGAUGUUGCCAUCUUUUAUGGUAUGCUGUGAAGAAAUGGUUGAGAAAUGGGACAAGUUGCUAAGCUCAGCAAACUCAUGUGAAUUAGAUGUUUUGCCUGAGUUUCAAAACUUAACUGGAGAUAUUAUAUCAAGAGCAGCUUUUGGUAGCAAUCUUGAAGAAGGAAGGUUGAUUUUCUCUCUCCAAAGGGAACAAGGGAAACUCCUUGAGCAAUCGAUUUUCAAUUUCAAUUCUCUAUGGUCAAGGUUAUUGCCUUCAAAAUUAAAAGAAUUAAAAGAAAAAAUGAUGCAAAACCACCAACAAGUUCGAGCCUUACUGCAAGGCUUAAUAGAGACUAGAGAGAAGGCCAUACUGUCAGGAAAUGAAUACCAAAAUGAUUUACUAAAUCUGCUACUCAAGUCUAAUUUCAAUGAGGCUCAAGAGAGCCCAAAUUUGGGGAUGUCAAGAGAAGAUGUGAUAGAAGAGUGCAAACUAUUCUACUUUGCUGGUCAUGAAACCACUGCUAAUUUGCUUACUUGGACGAUGAUUGUAUUGAGUAUGCAUUUAAAUUGGCAAGAAAAGGCUAGGCAAGAGGUUCUGGACCUUGUUGGAAAAAAUAAACCAACAUUUGAUGAAUUGAACCGCAUGAAGAUUGCGAGGAUGAUCCUGUUUGAGGUUCUCAGGCUGUACCCACCAACAUCUGUUGUUAGAUCUAUACCAAAAGAGACCCAACUAGGAGAAUACUCUCUUCCAGCAGGAGUGAACUUGACGAUCCCAUUGUACCUUGUCCAGAGGGAUCCUGAACUAUGGGGAGAAAAUGCAAUGGAGUUCAACCCUGAAAGAUUUUCUGAUGGGUUUACAAAACCCUUCUUUUCUUUUGGUUGGGGACCUCGAAUAUGCAUUGGACAGAACUUCGCUAUGUUAGAAGCUAAACUAGCACUAGCUAUGAUCUUGCAACACUUCUCCUUCGAGCUUUCGCCUACUUACAGACAUGCUCCUUAUGUUGCUCUUACUCUUCAACCUCAGUUUGGUGCGCAAAUUGUCCUUAGCAAAAUCUGAGGCAGCCAUGAUUUUUUUUUUUUUUUAAUCUAAUGAUCAUUAUGAGAUAAUCUUAUAUUAGAUGCACUUUUCUAAUGAUCAUCAAGCUAUAUAUAAGAUGAAGCUUAUAUCAGAGCGCCUUUCUAUGAAAUAAAGAUUUUCUGAUGGGUAUUCUUUU